GAGUCGUUUGGACGAAGGUUUAGUUAUCGAAAAAAAGUGAUCGAAAUGUCAUGUGAUCGUAUCGUCAUGCGGUUGAAAAACAGAUGGUCGAAUAUUUUAUUAAUAUAGUCGAAAUAUUUUGUGGUCGAAUGGGUUUUUUGAUCGAAGUAAAGAUAAUGAUUAGCUUUUCGAUUACUUUAUCUAAUAUUUUUAUAGAUGUACAUAGCCCGUAUGUAGAUAUAUAUAUCGUAGUAGGUAUAUCGUAGUCUAUUAAAGUAUUUUGAACAUUCAUAUAUAAUUGGUAGACAAGUUAUGAAAACAAGAGGAAGACCAAGAAGAGAACCAGUUUACACGCCUCCACUUUUCCCUCCAGAAUUAUGGUCUGUAGCUGAAAGGUUAUCAUCAGGAUUGCCCAGGACGACAAAUACGGCAGAAUCCUGGCAUAGAAAAUUAAAUAGAUUAAUAUCGCCACAUCCGGGACUACAUAAAUUAAUCAAAACCUUACAAUCUACUCAGAACGAAACUGAACCAGUAAUUGAGAUGCUACUUUAUGGGCGCAGUAAUAAAAAAAUGAAAAUUCAAGUCCAAUCCCACAAUAUACGUUUAAAAGAAGUGCAACAAAGAUUCUUAGCUGAUCCAGGUUAUGAUUUACUAGAGUAUUUAAGAGGAAUAGCACAAAAUUUAAAAUUUUAA
Messenger RNA from Metopolophium dirhodum (rose-grain aphid), 672 nucleotides. RefSeq lists its product as uncharacterized. The record is from RefSeq and is a predicted model, not a curated record. NCBI's taxonomy places the organism in Eukaryota, Metazoa, Arthropoda, Insecta, Hemiptera, Aphididae. The transcript is spliced from 2 exons. The coding region runs from base 292 to 672 and encodes 126 amino acids.